GGAGACAGAUGAGAGAUUUGGGGGAUGGGUCAUUGCAAAGAGAAGAGAGGACACAGAGGAAACUGAAAAGAGAAGAGGACAAAUAAAGGCCUGUAUAGCAGAUAGCUGCUACAUUAUAUAGCACUGGGAUUGUAUUGCAGGAUUCAAAUAAAAAGAUAAUCAUGACGAGUCAAUCACAGGGAAUCCAGCAGCUGCUGCAGGCAGAGAAGAGAGCGGCUGAGAGAGUGUCUGAGGCCAGAAAACGAAAAGCACGCAGACUGAAGCAAGCCAAGGAAGAAGCGCAAGGGGAGAUCGAGCAAUAUCGCUUGGAGAGAGAGAGGGAGUUUCAGAUGCAGCAACGCACUGCCUUGGGCACACAAGGAAACCUUUCUUCUGAAGUGGAAGCUCGGACUCGCCAAACACUGCAGAUGGUCCAAAGCAGCCAUGGCAAGAACAAAGAAGCGGUCCUCCGGCGGUUAUUGGGCCUGGUGUGCAACGUAAAGGCCGAACUUCAUCCCAACUACCGUUUCGCUGGCAACUGAGCUUCAAUUUUUUCCUUGCGUCUACCUUUCCCUCAUUUGUUCAUUUGAAGUAUCUGUGUCUGUAUUGUAUAUUAUCUAUGGAUUGUAACCCUUAUUUGGUGGAACAUUUACUGUGAUUCAUGGGAAGCAGCAGAGCUAUCACUAUUGCUUGCACCCACAAUCCCUUGUGCUGCUAAAACUGUCUCUGUAAAUGCGAAUAAGUAUAUUAAAAUGUGACUCAAAUAAAGGAACAAAUCAUUCUGUGA
Messenger RNA from Xenopus laevis (African clawed frog), 766 nucleotides. RefSeq names its product ATPase H+ transporting V1 subunit G2 L homeolog (gene atp6v1g2.L). Gene Ontology annotation, cellular component: endomembrane system; synaptic vesicle membrane; vacuolar proton-transporting V-type ATPase, V1 domain. Gene Ontology annotation, biological process: synaptic vesicle lumen acidification; proton transmembrane transport. Bases 162 to 521 code for a protein of 119 amino acids. Gene Ontology annotation, molecular function: proton-transporting ATPase activity, rotational mechanism; ATP hydrolysis activity. The record is from RefSeq and is a predicted model, not a curated record. The transcript is spliced from 3 exons. Lineage: Eukaryota; Metazoa; Chordata; Amphibia; Anura; Pipidae.